UUUUUUUUUUUUUUUUGCUUUAAUGGGAGGAAAUCGAUACGAUAAAGAACGGGAAUAUUCUAGUGGAGUUGGGAGUAGUUAUCGUAGGUCGAGACAAGAAGAAGGUGGUAGUGCUGGCGAAGUUGGUAGAGAUUUUGCAAGUCGUUAUGGAGGUUUAUUCUCGGAAAAGGACUGGAAAUGUCCCAUUUGUUCAAAUAUCAAUUGGGCACGACGUCCAGAAUGUAAUCAAUGUAAAACACCAAAACCAGGUUUAGAAACAACGAUGGGAUCUAGGGAAGGACGUGGUGGAGGAUUUAUGGAACGUGAUGAAAUAGUUGAAUAUCGUAAAUCAAGAGAUGCAGAAAAGGAUGAUGAAUGGGAUGAUUUUGGUAGAAAAAGAAAACGAAGGGAAAAUUCUUAUAGAGGUGGAAAACAUAGUCGUAAUGGAAGUGUUAAUAAUGAUUUUAAAUCUGAAAAAUCAGCUUUGAAAAGUAAUAAGAGUGGAGAAGAAUUGGAAGAGGAUGGAGAUGAUGAUGAUCGUUGGGCUGCAUGGGAUGAUAUCAUUGGAAAUGAAGAUUCAAAAGAAGAAAAUGCUAAUUACAAUAAAAGUAAAUCAACAAUAUAUAAUGAAAGACGGUCUCAACGUUCGAAUAAGCUUUCACAUCGGCGACUGUCUCAAUCUCGUUCACCAUAUCGACGAGAUCGCUCAUUGUCUCGAGAUAGAAGGUCACGUAAGAGUAGGUCAAUUUCUCGAGAGCGAAGGAGGAGUCGGUCAAGUUCAAGAGAUAGGAGGAGAUCUGAAAAUAAUGAUAGAUAUAGAUCUAGAUCUAGGUCAAGUGGUAGAGACAGGAAUAGAAACAGAGAUAGAGACAGAGGAAAAUCAUAUCGUAGUCGAUCUAGAUCUAUUUCUAGAGGUAGGAAAAGGUCUUAUUACCGAAGCAGAUCACGUUCAAGAAGUCACGACAGACAUAGAAGUAGAUCUUAUUCAAGAUCGAGAUCUAAGGAUCGUAGGCGUUAACUUUUUUAUAUUACCUAAUCUUGGCUACAAAAAAAAAAUUAUUUUCAUAUUUUCACUUUUGAACAAAGUUAAUCAACAUUGGUCGUUCAUCAUCAUUUAUUAAUAUAACGAAAUAAAUAAACAAAAAAAAAAAUAUUAUAUAUUGAUUAUAGCUUUUUAUAUGCAAUACAUAUUCACUAUUAGAAUCUUGUCAAAUAAAAUAUACAUCCUAAUGAACAAGUUUUUUCAAUCAAG
Messenger RNA from Rhizophagus irregularis DAOM 181602=DAOM 197198, 1231 nucleotides. RefSeq lists its product as uncharacterized. The record is from RefSeq and is a predicted model, not a curated record. Lineage: Eukaryota; Fungi; Glomeromycota; Glomeromycetes; Glomerales; Glomeraceae.